This is a messenger RNA of Sphaeroforma arctica JP610, 201 nucleotides long. RefSeq lists its product as hypothetical. Lineage: Eukaryota; Ichthyosporea; Ichthyophonida. The transcript has 2 exons. The record is from RefSeq and is a predicted model, not a curated record. The annotation marks the transcript as partial.
GCGGGAGUGGUGGCCACCUCAGCGGCACCCACUGUGCGGGUACAUUUCAAGGUGCCAGGACAGACACUCUCAGGAAUAUCUAUCACUGGCCUAGAAGUCUACAACGAGAAAUACAAACCAUUCAAGGGAGUCAAAUACAUUGCCAGUGCUGGAAAAUUCGUCGUGCGGAGUAGGUAGCCCGCCGCUAUUUGACAUACCAUA